UCCGGAGAAUUGGUGGGUGGUUGGGCUAGCGUCCGGCGGAGGAUCGGCGCCGGAACCGACAUCAUGAAGUUCUAGGCCGACUACCGGAGAAGGGCCCUGCGAUUCCCGACCCAGCCGUGGCCGGGCGCACUGUCCAUUAUGUUCUCACCCGGCGACCUGUGGGCCCGCAGUCCCGCCUCCACCCUCUUCAGUCAAGAAGAGAUGGACGCCAUUGUAUCGAAGCAAAACGUGCGCGCACCCGUGGCAGCCCAUGCCCAAGAACCUGAGACGGUUAUCAUGGUUGCCAGGGUGGGCGUUACUACCGUUGAGCAUGGCUUCGCUCCCUCGGACGAGAGACUGCAAGCCAUGAACGAUACGACGUCAUAUUUCCCCCCACCUUGUCUGUCCUAGAAAGCAAGAUGAACCAGAUUGGCGAAGCUGCGUUCCAGGCUGCUGCUCUGGACCACACCAAGGCCGCCUGGGGCAAGGGGGUUCGUCUUGCUGCCGGUAAUGAUACAGGCCACUUCCCGCAUGGCGAGAAUGUGAGACAACUGGAACUCAUGCAUGGCACCGGUGUGACGCUCCUGGACGUCCUGAGGGCCGCAAUACUAGGCGGAUGGGAGGCUUGUGGUGGAGACUGGGGUGGCAGAAGAUUUGGAUUGCUUAGGGCGGGCUGGGCGGCAGAUUUAUUGGCUAUUCAAAACGAUACGCGGGAAAACACAGGAGCAUUUAGGAAGUUUAGUUUGAUCAUGAAAGAUUGGAGUGCCGUG
Messenger RNA from Pseudomassariella vexata, 749 nucleotides. RefSeq lists its product as uncharacterized. NCBI's taxonomy places the organism in Eukaryota, Fungi, Ascomycota, Sordariomycetes, Amphisphaeriales, Pseudomassariaceae. The record is from RefSeq and is a predicted model, not a curated record. Bases 139 to 390 code for a protein of 83 amino acids. The transcript has a single exon.